AUGAAGUCACCAUUGAUUGUUUUCGCCUUAUGUCUUCUUUUCACAGUUUUCGCCACGGCUUCUGCUUCUUUGAUGUAUGCACCAAGACAAGCAAUUAAACGUGCGGACGAGUGGAGGGUUGCCAGAGCAUCAAUAAUGGAGCAUCAUUUUGUUAAACGUGAUGGCGAAAACAAUGGCACCACCGCUACCGACAGCAAUGUUGAUAAUACCAAUAGCCCUAAUGAUCCUCCUGUGUAUGCUGGCGAACCAGUAGCGGCAAGCUAUGUAGUUCCUGACGAUCCUGAAAAUAAGAAUUUAAUCGCUGAACAGAAUGAGGAGGCUGAGAAUAGGAAAAAGACUAAUUCAUCUACACCAUCCGGUAACGGUGUAGGUGCAAAAAUAACCUUCUUUGAAGGCCAAAUGCUUAAGAAUGCAUUUUGCUAUGGAGAUGGAAAACUACCAGCAUAUGAUGCCAAACCAACAGAUAUGAUCGGAGCUAUGAGAAUGAUUGGAAAAUCGAUGUGUUAUAAAUGUGUAGAAAUCAAAUGUGGUAGUAAAUCCACUAUUGUGAAGAUUAUUGACGCUUGUGCUACAUGUGGCAGUAGAGAUGAUAUUGAUUUGACCCUUGAAGCUUUUAAACAACUUGCACCACCAGUUAAGGGAAUUGUUCCAAUAACUUGGCGUCCUCUUGCUAGUUGCCCAAGCGAUGGAAAAUGGCCAAAAUUCGAAGAGAAAGAUAAUAAAAAUGAUAAUAAAAAUGAUAAAAAAAAUGAUAAAAAUUAA
Racocetra persica is the source of this 762-nucleotide messenger RNA. NCBI's taxonomy places the organism in Eukaryota, Fungi, Glomeromycota, Glomeromycetes, Diversisporales, Gigasporaceae. The record is from the annotation of a GenBank genome assembly.